AUGUCUAAUAAGAAGAUUCUAGUUGUCUUUGGUGCAACAGGAAACCAAGGCCGGUCUGUCAUUGAUUCGAUUUUGAACGAUCCUACUACUGCCGCUCAGUUUGAAAUUUUUGGUGUUACUAGAGAUGUCUCAAAGCCAGCAGCGGUUGCUCUUGCAGAACGAGGUGUCAAACUAGCUGAUCUGGACGACAAGGAGUCUCUGCGAUUGGUGGUGAAAGGUGCCUACGCAAUCUUCGCUGUCACAAAUUGGCAAGAAGUUAUGAACAAAGAGCGAGAGGCUCAGCAAGGAAAUAACAUUGCUGAUGUCGCCAAGGAAUUUAAUGUUCAACAUCUCAUCUGGAGUAGCUUGCCUAAUGUCUCAAAGAUUAGCAACAACAAGUACACCAAAGUACUUCACUUCGAUUCAAAGGCCGUCGUCGAGGAACAUGUUCGUUCCCUGGGUAUCCCAGCAACAUUCCUCUACCUCGGAAUCUUCAUGAACUUUCUGCCCUCCAAUAUUAUCCCUACUUCAGAGGGUGCCAAGUCCUACAAUCUCGCAUUUCCUUUUCCUCCUGAUACCAAGAUUCCGUUGAUCUCGGUCAACAAAGACACUGGCGCCUAUGUAAAGCACAUUUUGCUGAACCGAGAGACUUUUCUUGGGCGCCAAGUCUCAGCCUGCGAAAAUGAGUAUACGCUAUCUGAGAUUGUGUCUAUCUUCAAGAACGUCGGUGGUGUCGAUAUAUCACUGCCUGCAAGCUACACUGAAGGUGAUUUCAAAAACAGAUUGACUGCUCUUGGUGUACCUGAAUUCUUUCAGGAAGACUUGGUUGAGAAUAUGAAGUUUAUCCAUGAGUUUGGAUAUUUCGGGGGUCUUAAGCUUGAUCAUGAUAUAUUGCCUGAACCCUUGGAAACAUUUGAGGAAUUCGUGGCGAAGAGCUCGGAGAUCGCUGCUCUCAAAUGA
Messenger RNA from Lachnellula hyalina, 939 nucleotides. RefSeq names its product NmrA-like family domain-containing protein. The transcript has 5 exons. Lineage: Eukaryota; Fungi; Ascomycota; Leotiomycetes; Helotiales; Lachnaceae. The record is from RefSeq and is a predicted model, not a curated record. Bases 1 to 939 code for a protein of 312 amino acids.